UUUUAUGUUAAUUGUGAUUAUGCGAACACAUUUCAUUUUUAUUAUGAACAACCAUGUUGUGGGGGAUUGACAACUAAAAAUGGUGUACGUUAUACAAAUUCUCAUAAAGAUCAUGUUAGAGAGUUCAACUGUGGUAAAUUAUAUUAUAGAACUUUCCAUUUGGAUGAAGAAAGAGAUUCAUUGUUUGUAGGCGCAAUGGAUCGGAUAUAUAGACUAAAUUUACAAAAUAUCAGUCAAUCAACAUGCGAUAGAGAUCAUAUCCUACUAGAACCAACAAGAGAAGAUGUUGUCAGCUGUGUAUCAAAAGGAAAAAGUCAAGUUUUCGAUUGUAAAAAUCAUAUUCGCGUUAUUCAACCAAUGGAGGGAGGCAACAGGCUGUAUAUUUGUGGAACAAACGCUCAUAAUCCCAAGGAUUAUGUCAUAUAUUCGAAUUUAACCCAUUUACCAAGGUCGGAAUACGUGCCUGGAAUUGGCUUAGGCAUUGCAAAAUGUCCUUAUGAUCCACUUGAUAAUUCAACAGCCAUAUACGUUGAGCACGGAAAUCCUGGUGAUUUACCUGGAUUGUAUUCUGGAACAAACGCUGAAUUUACAAAGGCUGAUACAGUUAUUUUUAGAUCGGAUUUAUAUAAUAUAAGUGCAAAAAAGAAAGAAUAUGCAUUUAAAAGGACAUUAAAGUACGAUUCAAAAUGGCUCGAUAAACCAAAUUUUGUUGGAGCAUUUGAUAUUGGAGAGUUUGUAUAUUUCUUCUUUCGUGAAACAGCCGUUGAAUAUAUAAAUUGUGGCAAAGCAGUUUAUUCUCGUAUAGCAAGAGUUUGUAAAAAAGAUAAUGGCGGCAAAAAUAUUUUAUCCCAGAAUUGGGCAACAUAUUUAAAAGCACGUCUUAACUGUAGCAUAUCAGGUGAAUUUCCGUUUUACUUUAAUGAAAUUCAAUCAGUUUAUCAAUUACCAUCGGACAAAACGAAAUUUUAUGCAACGUUUACAACAAGUACAAAUGGACUAAUUGGUUCAGCUGUUUGUAGUUUUGAUUUAAAUGAAGUUCAUGCCGCAUUCAAGGGCAAAUUUAAAGAACAAGCAACAUCAAAUUCAGCUUGGUUACCAGUAUUAAAUUCAAAAAUACCUGAGCCUAGACCGGGUACAUGUGUGAAUGACACAUCAACAUUACCAGAUAAUGUUUUGAAUUUCAUUAGAUCUCAUCCCUUAAUGGAUAAGGCUGUCAACCAUGAGCAUAACAAUCCCGUAUAUUAUAAAAGAGAUUUAGUUUUUACGAAAUUGGUUGUUGAUAAAAUUAAAAUUGAUUUACUAAAUCAAGAGUAUACCGUUUAUUAUGUUGGAACAAAUCAAGGACGUAUUUAUAAAAUUGUUCAAUAUUAUCGAAAUGGUGAAUCAAAAUCAAAAUUAUUGGAUAUAUUCGAAAUAGCACAGAAUGAAGCAAUUCAAGUAAUGGAAUUAAGUCAAAGACGUAAAUCAUUAUAUGUGGCAACUGAUCAACGUGUCAAACAAAUUGAUUUAGCAAUGUGCAAUCGUCGUUAUGAUAAUUGUUUCCGUUGUGUACGUGACCCAUAUUGUGGUUGGGAUAAAGACAAUAGUAUAUGCCGUCCAUAUGAAUUAGAUUUAUUGCAGGAUGUUGGAAAUGAAACAAGUGACAUUUGUGAUACAAGUGUAUUAAAGAAAAAAAUUGUUGUUACAUAUGGACAGAGUGUGCAUUUGGGCUGUUUUGUUAAAAUACCAGAAGUAUUAAAAAAUGAACAAGUGACAUGGUAUCAUCAUUCCAAGGAGAAAGGACGGUAUGAAAUUAAAUAUAGUCCGACAAAAUAUAUUGAAACAACUGAACGAGGUUUAGUUGUUAUUUCUGUUAAUGAAGCAGAUGCUGGGCGUUAUGAUUGUCAUUUAGGUGGUUCACUAUUAUGCAGUUACAAUAUAACAGUAGAUGCUCACAGGUGCACUCCACCGAAUAAGAGUAACGACUAUCAAAAGAUCUAUUCAGACUGGUGUCACGAAUUUGAAAAAUACAAAUCGGCUAUGAAGUCAUGGGAAAAGAAACAAGCGCAAUGUUCAUCGAGGCAAAAUUUCAGCCAACAUCAUCCUAACGAAAUAUUUCGUAAAAAUAAUGUCUGAUCUCUAAACCGACAGUAUUUAAUUACGUCCAUAGAACUUCCAUUAUAUAUUAUAUUUAAUUAAAACAAAAAACAAAAGUCAGAAUCGUUAAAGAAACAGCAAUUUAGAAAACAUUAAUAUUAAAUUAAUAAAUAAAUGAAAAAGAAACAUAAGUUUGAACUGAACACAACAAUAAAAAAUAAUUUGAAUUCAAAUAAAUUCGCAAAAUAGUCAAAAUUCAACAUACAUGCAAACAUACUCAAAAAUCAUAAUUCGGUAAAAAUUUAAUUUUUUUUUUCUGUAAACAUACGUACAUAAACAUAUAGUUCUUUUUAGAAAAUAAUAUCAUACUAUUAUAAAUUACUUAACUGUCAGUUUAGUAUUACAUAGACUUUCCUAAAAUUAUAAUUUUGUUGUACUUAUUAUAUAAUUAUUCCAUAAAAGCCCGUUAAUAAUUUUUAAAAUAUACGUACAUAUUAUACCUUAAUACACUAUUAUACAAAGACUUCAAAUGCAUACCUAUGACCUACCUAACCUAACCUAAAAAAAAACAAAAUGAUAACAGAACGAAAAUAAACGAAUCAACAUACAUACAUACACUUGUAGGUAAUUUUUGGCGAGGAGAACUGAUUAGUGAAUAAGUUUUUGAUUUUUAGAAUGUAAAAAAAAAAAAUAGUAGAAAAUGUAAUAAAAGAAACGAAAUGUAAUAUCAUUUUAAAAUCAUUACUUGUAAGUGAAAUCAUUAUUUAUUAUUUUCGCAAAAUGGCGCAUAACAUUACAGAGUCUUAUCGAAUUUCCAAGCAUUGAAGAUGUUCACUUUUCCCGUAAAAAAUUAUUUUAAAAUUUCAAAAACCAUCACAACAUUCAUUUUUCUUGAAAUGUAAUCAAUAAUAACUUCCAAAAUUGAAAUAAUGUUCAAUUUUAUGAGCUAGAAGCCCAUUUUGCUUUCACCGCAGUGUUGUCUACGUGUAUGGUAUUUUCAACUUCAACAAAAUACUAAAAUUAAUUACAUGUGCAAACAGAUAACAAUUAGCUUGCGCCUAUAUUUAUGCAAAAAAAAAUUAAUAACAUUAUACUAAUUUGAAUAAUUUAUAAAUUUAUAUUAGAAGUUCACAAUAUGAAAAUAAUGGGGAAAUAAGUUCGGAUCGUUGAAAAUAAUUCAAAAGUUCAAAAAUAGGAGAAGAAUCACAUUCACCUUAAAAGGUCAGUUGAGUGCGGAAUAUAAUAUAAUGGAGCGUCUAUACUCGAACUUUCUAAAAGGGCGGUAACUAGUUUAUAUCAAAGAAUGUUCUAUUUAAAAGAAAAAAAAUUUAUACUGUUGUGUCAUAUUUUAAAUAUCAUAAAAUGAUUCAAACCGGCGAGAAGUUCGAAUUAAAGAGAUUUUCAGUUAAAAGAUAUUAUUAAAAUAAAUAAAACUGGCAGAAUGUUAAAUUCAUCAAAAUGACCUGAGCUCAAAAAAGAUUUAGGAAUUAUAGAAGAUAUGCAAGUUUUAGAAGAUCAACUGUAUACAUGUAUGCAUAUAAAAUCGAAUUUUCGAAAUCAAACUCUUUUGUAACCAUUCCUCUUAUGAAAUCAUGUUCAAUCACACUUUUGCCACAAACGACUUAUUUAAGUAUUCGAUCUAUAAUAAUAUAUUUUAUGCUAUCCCAUUCCCCCAUCGUCAGAAAGAUAUACAAGAAAGUAGUUCUUGAAAAUUUGUCACAAAACUUUUUUUAAAUACACAUACAUACAUAAUUGAUGUAUUAAUGCGCAUUUUAAGUUUCAAAAAAAGAUUUAAGGAUUGUAGUUUUAUUAGUAUGAAAAAGAGGGUACAUGGUAUAAACAAGAGUGUAAAAGUAAAAACUAUUAUAUGAUUACAAAUUUUUAUCUAAUUAGAAUAUUUUAAAGUAAGAGAAAGAAAUAAUUAAAAUUAUUACAAUUUUAAUAUAUAAAAUAAAUACUAUAGAAUUCUAUGUAAAAUUGUAAUUAUAACAACAGAAACACAGGUUACAAAAAUAAAACGACAGCUAAUGCUAAGUUUGUAACACAAACCUUCCAAUAAUUAACACAGACGAAUCUUUAAGAGGAACUCUGUGUUAAGGGUAUAAAAACUCUAAAAUUUUCUGAAUUGUUUAAUUUCUCAAAGUUAUAAUUUUUAAGUUAUAAAGUAAAUUCCUUAAUAUUGCAUAAAAAUCGUUCUCAAAUUAGAUUAAUUUUUAAUAUAUAAAAUAAAAUAUUUCAUUAAUUUUGAAACAUAAUUCUCAAAUAUUGUGAAAAAUACCCUGCUGCGAAAAAUAUGUUAUUUAGUGUUGUUCAACUCCUUUAAUUAGAGAUAUAUUUAAAUAGAACAUAUUAUUAAUUUAUCGUAAACCUUAUUUAGAUUGCAUUUCCAUCAUAUUUUGUAUUAUUCCAUAGUAGUCAAAACUCAAUGUUCUCUAUCAACGUUACUCCCAAAUCAAGUUGUGUAUAAAUUUUAAUUUUUGAACGAAAAUUCUAACCACAAUAAUUUCAAACGAUGGUUAUAAUUCGACAGUAUAUAUUGAAUUAGAUCAAAUAAUUUAACAUCCAAUUAAGAAGCAAAAACCUGAAAUUUUUCUCCAUUAUAUAAUGAUUUCGUAUGCAAGACAAAUCUAAAGCAUAAAUUAAAUUCAGUCAGAUUUUAAUAUAAUAGGGAUUGGAAAUUGAAGACAUUGCAACAUGAUAGACCACAUUAUCGUCUACCUGACUUAGUAUUACCGAAAACAUUUGCGAAAAAAAACAACAAAAUAAUAACAUUUAUUAUUAUUAUAUUUUAAUCAUAUCACACAAGUAUAUUAGAAGCAAUCACAUUGUAUUUAUUAAUUAUACUUAUGCAAAAUACAUGUACAUACAUAUACACAUAUAAGCAAUUAAAGGGCACAUUAAAAUUAUUUGAAAAAGAAUUUUCAUUAUUAAGUUUUUGUUAACCUAUAAACACACACGCACACACACUCUGAUGAUGUUCUCAACAAUGCAUACCACAAAAAAAAAACAAUAAUAAUAAUAUAAUAGCUAAAAAAUAUUCAUAAAUAAAAAUAUAUUAAACGAAAAUUUUAUAAAAUUUAAAAUAGUACGAGCUCCGUCCACGUAAACAAAUUUUAACACAAUUAAAAAAAUGCCACAAAACAUGCAAAACAAAUUUCUAAUAGCAAAAAAAACACCAAUUUUAAAUAGUGAAAAUUUAUUUUCAAAAUUAUUUUAAUGUGCAAUAUUAUUAAAAUUUAUACAUAUAACACAUUCAUAAUAUCUUAUACAUUAUAACAAAUACAUAUAAUAAUACACACAUA
Condylostylus longicornis is the source of this 5378-nucleotide messenger RNA. RefSeq names its product semaphorin-2A. The record is from RefSeq and is a predicted model, not a curated record. The transcript is spliced from 14 exons. Gene Ontology annotation, biological process: axon guidance; negative chemotaxis; negative regulation of axon extension involved in axon guidance. NCBI's taxonomy places the organism in Eukaryota, Metazoa, Arthropoda, Insecta, Diptera, Dolichopodidae. Gene Ontology annotation, molecular function: chemorepellent activity; semaphorin receptor binding. The annotation marks the transcript as partial.